CGAUUGGCUAUCAGUUCAAAAUGUUGGUUAUUGCAGGCGAUACUGUGCUGAUGUUGUGACGUUAAAGAUUUUCUAACAGUAUACUUCAAAUAAUCGCGUCCUAAACGCGUUUAAUUGAAAUUUUAUUCAAAAUUUGCUAAAUAUGGCUGCUAUGAAUUCUAUAUCAAAUGUCGAAAACCUAUCUCCACAAAUUAUUCGACGUGUAGCUAAGGAAAUGAGUGAAUUAGCUGCACAACCACCCGAAGGUAUCCGAAUUAUUUUAAAUGAAGAAGAUGUUACUGACAUUCAAGCUAUCAUAGAAGGCCCCUCGGGAACACCAUAUGCUGGUGGUUUCUUCAGAGUAAAAUUAGCUCUUGGCAAAGACUUUCCUCAAGGACCACCAAAAGCAUUUUUCCUUACAAAAAUUUUUCAUCCAAAUGUUGCAAAAAAUGGAGAGAUUUGUGUCAAUACCUUAAAAAAAGAUUGGAAAUCAGAUCUCGGAAUUAAACAUAUAUUACUAACUGUAAAAUGUCUCUUAAUAGUGCCAAAUGCAGAAUCUGCUUUGAAUGAAGAAGCUGGUAAAUUACUUUUAGAAAGGUAUGAUGAUUAUUCUGAACGAGCAAAAAUGAUGACAGAAAUACAUGCACAGGGAGGUGGAAAAGGCAGCAAAGCAGGUCUAGAAAGUUGCACAUCCUCUGAAGUCGGAGGACCUCUCCCAAAGAAGCAUGCAGGAGAUAAAAAACUAUCGGCAGAAAAGAAAAAAAUAUUAAAAGACAAGAAGAGGACACUUAAAAGAUUAUAAAAAAAUCAACAUAAUUUAUCUAUCUUUUAUAAUUUAAAACACUGGUGUGGUAACGUUGCCUCAUAUUGUACACAAUUAUUGCAUAGUAAAAAUUUAUUAUCUAAA
Messenger RNA from Frieseomelitta varia, 886 nucleotides. RefSeq names its product ubiquitin-conjugating enzyme E2 S. The transcript is spliced from 5 exons. The record is from RefSeq and is a predicted model, not a curated record. Lineage: Eukaryota; Metazoa; Arthropoda; Insecta; Hymenoptera; Apidae. Bases 143 to 781 code for a protein of 212 amino acids.